Messenger RNA from Babjeviella inositovora NRRL Y-12698, 1241 nucleotides. It is a transcript of the gene RPT6, whose product is annotated as proteasome regulatory particle base subunit. The coding region runs from base 48 to 1241 and encodes 397 amino acids. Gene Ontology annotation, molecular function: ATP hydrolysis activity; ATP binding; proteasome-activating activity. The record is from RefSeq and is a predicted model, not a curated record. The transcript has 2 exons. Lineage: Eukaryota; Fungi; Ascomycota; Pichiomycetes; Serinales. Gene Ontology annotation, biological process: proteasome-mediated ubiquitin-dependent protein catabolic process. Gene Ontology annotation, cellular component: proteasome regulatory particle, base subcomplex.
GUAAAUCACAACCGUAUCCCUACACUCAGAAACAAGCUACAAACACAAUGGCAGCAGCAGGCGUUCACGAAGGUGGCAUCAGACCAUACUUUGAACAACAAAUCCAAGAUACAGAGAUCAAGAUCCAGUCCACCACACAGAACUUGCGCCGUUUGGAAGCCCAGCGUAACAAAUUGAACACCAAAGUCAGACAGUUGAAAGACGAAUUGAAGUUGUUGCAGGAGCCGGGCUCGUACGUCGGAGAGGUUGUCAAAGUGAUGGGCAAGAAGAAAGUGCUUGUGAAGAUCCACCCUGAGGGCAAGUAUGUCGUGAACAUCGCGAGCGACAUUGACGUCAAAAAGUUGACUCCUUCAUUAAGAGUCUGUCUCAAAUCCGACUCCUACGAUUUACACAAGAUCUUGCCAAACAAAGUUGACCCGUUGGUCUCGUUGAUGAUGGUGGAGAAGGUGCCUGACUCCACCUACGACAUGGUGGGUGGUUUGGACAAACAGAUCAAGGAGAUUAAGGAGGUUAUCGAAUUGCCCGUCAAGCACCCGGAGUUGUUUGAAAGUUUGGGGAUUGCCCAGCCGAAGGGUGUCAUCUUGUAUGGGCCACCGGGCACCGGGAAGACCUUGUUAGCUCGUGCUGUGGCGCACCACACCGAGUGUAAGUUCAUCAGAGUGUCUGGUUCCGAGUUGGUACAAAAAUACAUCGGUGAGGGUUCCAGAAUGGUCAGAGAGUUGUUCAUUAUGGCCAGAGAGAACGCCCCGUCGAUUAUCUUUAUGGACGAAAUCGAUUCCAUUGGUUCUUCCAGAACUGACGGCUCCAGCGGUGGUGACUCCGAAGUUCAGAGAACUAUGUUGGAGUUGUUAAACCAGUUGGAUGGCUUUGAAAGCUCCAAGAACAUCAAGAUCAUCAUGGCUACCAACAGAUUGGACAUAUUGGACCCAGCGUUGUUGAGGCCAGGUAGAAUCGACAGAAAAAUCGAGUUCCCGCCACCGUCUGUGGUUGCCAGAACCGAUAUUUUGAAGAUUCACUCCAGAUCCAUGAACUUGACCAGAGGAAUCAACUUGAAGAAGAUUGCGGAGAAGAUGAACGGCUGUUCGGGUGCCGACGUCAAGGGUGUGUGUACCGAGGCCGGUAUGUACGCCUUGAGAGAGAGAAGAAUCCACGUCACUCAGGAAGAUUUCGAGUUGGCUGUGGCCAAGGUCAUGAAUAAGAACGACGAGAGCGCCAUCUCUCUUGCCAAGUUGUUUAAGUAA